Messenger RNA from Cloeon dipterum, 1962 nucleotides. Its product is annotated as transcription factor HES-4-like. The transcript is spliced from 4 exons. The coding region runs from base 359 to 1420 and encodes 353 amino acids. Gene Ontology annotation, molecular function: DNA-binding transcription factor activity, RNA polymerase II-specific; RNA polymerase II cis-regulatory region sequence-specific DNA binding; protein dimerization activity. Gene Ontology annotation, biological process: anterior/posterior pattern specification; regulation of neurogenesis; regulation of transcription by RNA polymerase II. The record is from RefSeq and is a predicted model, not a curated record. NCBI's taxonomy places the organism in Eukaryota, Metazoa, Arthropoda, Insecta, Ephemeroptera, Baetidae. Gene Ontology annotation, cellular component: nucleus.
UUUUCUUAAGCAUUUAAUUUAGUUAGCAUAAAAUAAUUUUCUGUAAUACCAUUAGAAAUUAUUUGGACUUAACUUCUCAAUUUAUUUAAAUUGCCUUCAGGUAGAAUGGCCUGGAUCCACAACAUACUAGUUUAUGGUUUCUACAACAGGGUGAAGCGUGAAGCUAUGAAAAAUAGUACAGGCUGCAUGAUGUUUGGAUUGUUUGGAAGCGUACGUUUUCGGCGCGGCGCGAACUUUUCCGAACAUGGAUUGAGCAUUGUGCUCGUGCUGUCGUGCUGCCACGUCGGACGUGUUUGCUAAGCCACUGUCGCGCAGAGCGUGCUGUUUACGACUCGCACUACGAAAUUUUUUCGUUGCCAUGGUUGAGGCUGCAAAUGCGGUCAGCAACCCCAACGACAGCAGCAGCAGCAGCAGCCAAGAGGCCAAUGCACUGGCCUCCGAAGCCCAGACUGCCCCCACGGAUUCUGCCCCAAAACCGCUCGUCGAACGCCCGCGCAACUCGCCUGUUGUGGUACCACAUGAAGUGCCAAGGAGUAGAUCGGAGAGUCGGCGGAGCAACAAGCCGUAUAUGGAGAAGAAACGAAGGCAGCGCAUCAACCAUGCGCUCACACUAAUCAAGGAUGACCUCCUCCAGGAGACUGCUGCCAAGAGAGAUCCGAGGCACGCGAAGCUGGAGAAGGCGGACAUUCUGGAGAUGGCAGUCCGGGCUUUGAAGGAAGCCCGAAUGAAAAAAAUGAACAUGGAACAUGAAUUGGGUGACAAGUUCCUCGCCGGCUACGAACUCUGCGUCCGAGAUGUAAGCCGCUUCUUUGACCGCAUCGGGGUUGAUCCUACAAUUCGCAACUCCUUGUUGGCACAUCUCAAACGUGAGCAAAAGAGCAGCAGCAUUCCACCCCGUCCCAUGACGACGCCGUCUCCACUGGCCGCCCGACCCAUGACGACGCCGUCUCCACUGGUCGCCCGACCCAUGACGACGCCGUCUCCACUGGCCGCGGCCGCUGCGACUCCGCGGAGAAGUUAUUAUUACGAGCCUCCGCGGCCAAUGGCCAUCCAGUCUCCCAACGCCCGCAUUCAGGCCGACCCUGCUUCGCUGAAUGGCCUGCGAUUGAUGCCGACCUUGCUGGCCAGCGGCGAGUUCGCCCUGCUCAUGCCCGCCAGCCAGGCGCGCUUGUUCAACAACACAAUGGCGGUGCCAUGCUCACCGUCCCCGACAUGCACAGUCUCGUCGCCCUUCUCUGCGCCAUCCACGUCACCACCACUGUACUACAACGGUCUACUGCAGCACGCGAUGACACCGCCCGGUCUACCGCCCAUCAACUUGAACCUGAGCAUGCAAGCCAGAUCAAUCGGCCACUUCAUCAGUCCAUCGCAAGAGGAACCAUUGCCUCUGGUCAAGAGGGCCUGGCAACCCUGGUGUUAGAUUCUCAUUUUCCUUAUAGUUUUAACGUCCCAAGCUCUCACAAUCAGAUGGAACGAACACAAAAUGCGUUAAUCUUUUGCAAUGGGUUUUUGAUUAGGUCUCUCAUCUACAUUCUUAUUAAAAAAUUAAUUUAGCACAGCAAUUUGUCACUUAUUCCUAUUUCAUAAAGAGUGCCUCUUUUUGCAACCGACUGAUUAUGAGUUUUGUGCCUUCUGCUUCGCGAAUAUAAAUGUAAAAACAUUUUUAAUUUUUGCAUCACAAUGUUUACAGUUUACGUUACUAGCCUGAAAGUCCAGGCCUCAACAUCAUUUAAUGACUUUACUUGCGAGUGCCUUAAUAAACGACAAAAUCACAGCAUCUUCCAAUAACAACUCCAGGUCACUUGUGAGAUUUGUUCAGCUGAUACGACUUUUCUUUCAUGAAUAUGGCAAACUGUAUCAAACUAUGUGCUAUAAGUAACUAUGACGAAGAGCACAUUAACUCUAUCCUACAAAUAUGUAAACAAGAGGAUUAAAUAUAAAUCAAAAGUGAAGUGUCAUGCA